Molecule: messenger RNA, 1584 nt
Organism: Scatophagus argus
Lineage: Eukaryota; Metazoa; Chordata; Actinopteri; Scatophagidae
Product: protein yippee-like 5
Exons: 3
Coding region: 257-619 (120 amino acids)
Source: RefSeq, a predicted model, not a curated record
ACCGCGGAGGAAAGCGUUCUCUCACCGUUGCUAGCUUGACCGAAACAAACGCCAUUGAUGGUUGCAUCAACUGCUUUCUGUGAUUGUUGUUGUCAAGCUCGACUCCGAGGAAACGUGAAGCUGUCUGAUAUCUAGAGUUUAAAAACAGGUUAAUAAAGACACUUCGACGAGAAAAAAUAUAAUUUUCCUACUCCGACUGCUGUUCCGCUGGCUAACGUUACGAGUUUCUUGUUUUUAGCAGCUGUCGGUGGACACAAUGGGACGAAUCUUCUUGGAUCACAUUGGUGGGACUCGUCUCUUCUCCUGUGCCAACUGUGACACUAUUCUGACCAACCGAGCUGAACUCAUCUCUACACGCUUUACUGGAGCCACCGGCCGAGCCUUCCUGUUCAACAAGGUUGUGAAUCUGCAGCACAGCGAAGUGCAAGACAGAGUCAUGUUGACGGGGAGGCACAUGGUGCGGGACGUCAGCUGCAAGAACUGCAACAGCAAGUUGGGUUGGAUGUACGAGUUUGCCACAGAGGAAAGCCAGCGCUACAAGGAGGGCCGUGUCAUCCUGGAGAGGGCGCUGGUGAGGGAGAGCGAAGGCUUCGAGCACGUUCCCUCUGACAACUCCUGAGUUCACUUGUGUUGCGACAACAAAGCCCAGCACGUGCGUACUACAGCUUUUCCUUCAGCAGCAGUGCAUGGACAGUGUGCCAUUUGUGAGUAGAGCUACACCAAAAUAGUAUCACAAGCUGAGUGUUUUCUGAGAAGUUUCAACAAGAAGUGGUGGCCAUUUCCCAUAACUUUAAACAUCUAAGAAUUUCUUCUACGAUGGGUGAUAAUGCCAUGGCUUCUCUACACAAGUACAACUGCCCUCAGCUUCAACAUGUGCCCAGCAGGCUGCGAUGUUCUUACAAUGUGUUGGUGUGGUGUGAUUUUGGCUGCUGUCAGGAGGAGAGGAUCUGCUCCUCCUGCCCUACAGGAAGCUCAGACUGAUUGUUUUGCAGAGGUUUGAAGAGCCAUUUUUGACUCUUAACGGAAGAUUUAGUCACACAGCAUGUCUUGCAGUAAAUUCCAUUCCUGCCAAGUGUUUAGUGUGACCCUAAGGCAGAAAUUCAUUAUUUCCAAUAAACAUGAAAUUAUUUUUCUUUCAUAUGAGCUGUACCUGUGUAUUCCCUAGAAUAAAAGAAUAUUAUCAAAGUAAAAAGAAUUUUAACCCCAUAAAGUUAAUUUGUAUCAUCUCAAUGUCAUUCUUGGUGUUAUUAACACUGAACCUAUAAAGUUCUGAUGUCCUCACUUUAUUGAUGUUAACAGAAGUGAUUAUAAAGUUUAGAGCGGGUUUUACAGUGAUGGAAAAAAAAAAUCUCAAAUCUAGCGUUUGUCAUUUUUAAAUUUUAAUAUCCUUUUCCUGCAAACGUUCCUGCAAAAAGCUGACUUACUGAUCUUCAUUCCAUGUGAUGUUAUUUUUCAGCCUUUUAAUUACCAGUUUCCUUUUUUGUCAAAUGUUAAAAUUAAAUGGUGGCAGUUGACAAAUCAUUUGAAUGAAACAUUGAACAUGUUUUUUUGGCCAAAAAUAAAUUCAAAUAUGUAUUCAUUGAA